Molecule: messenger RNA, 639 nt
Organism: Penicillium verrucosum
Lineage: Eukaryota; Fungi; Ascomycota; Eurotiomycetes; Eurotiales; Aspergillaceae
Exons: 1
Coding region: 1-639 (212 amino acids)
Source: RefSeq, a predicted model, not a curated record
AUGCAGGUGCCAGCCGAGCCCCUAGUCACGUUUUCUCCAGAGACCGGCACAUUCACGACAUUCCCAUCUCCUCUCCGAGAUAACGUCAGACCUCUGCGGUUGGAUUUUUUCGACGCACCUGAUCUCGCCGAGCCUCAGCCAGAUGUCCACAAAGUUCAUGCUGAUGCCUCUGCAUCACCCGACCAACAGGUCGACUCGUUUUACCCCCUCUGGGGAGCCGACUCGGGCCAGAAUGCCUCGUCCCAUCCAAUCAGAUGGUGUCGCCGCACACUCGCGUGCACCGCCGUCUGUGGAGGCAAGGCCGUCGAGACGUGUCGAGAGAGAUCCCCAUGGAUACCGCCAGCCCAUCAACCCCCAAAGAGAGCUCCUUCUCGACAAGAGCCACAGUCACAGCGCACUCACACCCUGGCGUUCCCAACACACCCAUCGACCGCGAACAAGCACUCGCACAGAUCAGGGCACGACGAGGCCGUACCCAUAGCAAGCAGCGAUCAGUCAGUGCCAGCGAGCCUGGCCGUGCAGCUCGUGCCUCAGCGGGAUCCAACCCGACCCCUGCUCGGGGACCUCGACGCCUUCCAAACCCCAAUCUUCGGGCUGAUUCGAGGACCGAGAAUGAACUUGGUGAACGCCGAGAUAUGA